Tarenaya hassleriana is the source of this 564-nucleotide messenger RNA. RefSeq names its product ubiquitin-fold modifier 1-like. Bases 83 to 379 code for a protein of 98 amino acids. Lineage: Eukaryota; Viridiplantae; Streptophyta; Magnoliopsida; Brassicales; Cleomaceae. The record is from RefSeq and is a predicted model, not a curated record. Gene Ontology annotation, cellular component: cytoplasm; nucleus. Gene Ontology annotation, biological process: protein K69-linked ufmylation. The transcript has 4 exons.
AAGAAAAGAGAAUCAGAAGAUCGCGAAAAACAGGAGUGAGCCGUCGAUCUUCCAUCGCCGAGACGGGAAGAGGAAGAAAACCAUGGCAACCGGUGGUAAAGUAUCCUUCAAAGUCACACUCACUUCAGAUCCCAAGCUCCCUUUCAAAGUGUUUAGUGUGCCGGAGGCGGCGCCAUUCACGGCGGUUCUGAAAUUCGCAGCAGAGGAAUUCAAGGUCCCUCCCCAGACCAGCGCCAUAAUCACCAAUGAUGGUGUAGGAAUCAACCCUCAGCAAAGUGCAGGCAAUGUCUUUCUCAAGCACGGGUCCGAACUCCGCCUCAUCCCCCGUGACAGAGUCGGAGCUGGAGCUGCCUCAACUGUGGAUGUUACAGAGUUAUAAGAGCUGAACAAAGACAAUAUUUUCUCCUUGUCUAUCUAAUAGUAAUACAUAUCCGAGGAAACCCUGAAUCCUGUUCUCUUUUUUCAAAAUCUUCUAGCCAGAAGCUCUGAGCGUAGCAUAUGCAUCUGUCUUAUGAAAUCUCACGCAUGUAGCCUUAUCUUGAUGGGGUAUUAGUUGCUGAUCUU